Drosophila persimilis is the source of this 7733-nucleotide messenger RNA. It is a transcript of the gene na, whose product is annotated as sodium leak channel non-selective protein. Gene Ontology annotation, molecular function: monoatomic cation channel activity. Gene Ontology annotation, biological process: monoatomic ion transport; transmembrane transport. The record is from RefSeq and is a predicted model, not a curated record. NCBI's taxonomy places the organism in Eukaryota, Metazoa, Arthropoda, Insecta, Diptera, Drosophilidae. Bases 595 to 7317 code for a protein of 2240 amino acids. Gene Ontology annotation, cellular component: membrane. The transcript has 16 exons.
CGUCCAAGUCCAAGUCCGAAAUCCGUGUGUCCGCCUUCGCCCUCGGCGCGUGUUUUAAGUACAAAGAAAAAAAAAGGCACCACUUCUGGGAGCACUUAGCAGAGUAUCUCCAGAGAACUCCAGCCCAAAAUCAUAACCAAAAUCCAGAGCCAAAGUCUGGAAAUCUGUUGCCUGGACACACGGUUCCCCCCGCCUCAAACGCGUGGCCUUCGAUCGUUCGUUCGUUGUUUGUUUGUUGUAUCAUCUGCUGGUGCUGGUGCUGGUACUGGUACUGGUACUGGUGCUAGUGCUUUUUGUUUGAUUAGCCAGCUUGUUGGAAGAGUGACGGCCUGCUGCACCCAAAUGUGGAGCACCUCAUUAAUGUGGCUUCUGUGAUAGAAAAUCGCGCGAACUUCGCUCUCCUUCUCCUCCUUCUCCUUAUCCUUAUCCUUGCAUCCCAAUCCAUACUUCAAUCCAUACACAAAACCUUAAACGGUCGGAGUCCCGGACCCUCAACGACCCAACGACACACGGCAACCAAAAGGCCACAUACCGCCACGCGAAAACGACAAUAAUAAGUUACGGAACGACCAGGGGGCAGGAUGCGCUGUUUGAAUGAUUGACCGCCUUCAGAUUCGUCGCUUGGGUGCAGCUGCUAGAAACAAACGCGCAGGAGGAGGAGGAGGAGGCGGAGCAGGGCAGGGCGCAGCAGCAGCAUCAGCCGCAGGAGCAGCAGGUGCAUCUGGUGCAUCUAGUGCAGGAGCAGCAGCAGCGGGUGGCAGUGGCAGCGGCAGCGGCGGAGGAGGUGGAGGUGGAGGCAUCGCCACAAGCAGCGGCGGCGGCAGCGGCAGCUUCCAUUCCCGUUCGCAUUCGGCCAGCGGCAUCAAUACGCCGGCAACGGCCAGCACCAGCUCCUCCAGCGGCAACAGCUUGACCCCCCAGCAGCAACAGCAGCAUCCACAUCCAGCACACGCUCAUCCACUUACCCAUCCGCACCACCAUCCCCACCCGCAUCCACAUCCCCAUCCCCUCCAUCAUCCGCACCCGCAUCCCCUCCACCAUCCGCACCCACAUCCCCUCCAUUCCCAUCCGCAUCCACACCUGCGGCACACGCAGCAGGCGGCGACCGGCAGCCAGUUCACCUUCAAUCCAUCGCCCGGCAGCAGUCCUGGCAACGGACUGCCAGGAGCUCGCCAGGAUGCGGCCAGUGCGCUCAACAGUCCAACGACCAUUGUGAACUCGGGCAGCGGGAGCGGCGGCGGCAGCAGCACCCUCGCCUACGGGAUGCAGCAGCCGCUGCAGCAACAGCAGCAGGCCGGCGGCUCAUCGACCACGGCGGCCCCAUCCACCACGGGGCUGGGCAGCAGUCAGGCCGCCAGCAGUGGGCACAAUAAUGGCGCCGGGCUCGGUAUGGGUCUCGGUAUGGGGCUGGCCGCCGGAGGAAUCGGAGUCGGUGUCGGCGGUGGCGGUGGCGGAGGCCUCAAUCUGCUCGGCGGCAUCGGUGGCCUUGGCAGCAUGGGCGGCGGUGCCGCCGCCGCCGGCCUGGGCAUCUGCGGUGGCAUUAGCAGCACUGUCGGCAGUGCGGCCAUUACGGGAGUGCCGCCCAUCGGCCUGGGGAUUGCGACCGGCAUCGGGAACAAAAUCAUGCUGGGGCGCAAACAGAGCCUCAAGGGCGGCGAGCCCUUCCUGGCCGACUACGGGCCGGAGGAGUCACUCAAUGAGAGCGCCGACAUCGAGUGGGUCAACAAGCUGUGGGUGCGCCGCCUGAUGCGUCUCUGUGCCUUGGUCUCGCUGACCUCCGUAUCCCUGAACACGCCCAAAACCUUCGAGCGUUACCCGUCGUUGCAGUACAUUACGUUCGUCUCGGACACGGCCGUCACGCUGCUCUUCACCGCCGAAAUGAUAGCCAAAAUGCACAUCCGCGGUGUGCUCCAUGGGGAGGUGCCUUACCUGAAGGAUCAUUGGUGCCAGUUCGAUGCUUCCAUGGUGAGCUUCCUGUGGAUCUCCAUUAUUCUUCAGAUAUUCGAGGUGCUCGAGAUAGUUCCCAAGUUUUCCUACCUCUCCAUCAUGCGUGCCCCACGGCCACUGAUCAUGAUCCGUUUCCUGCGUGUCUUCCUUAAGUUUAGCAUGCCGAAGAGUCGAAUCAAUCAGAUCUUUAAACGAUCGAGUCAACAGAUAUAUAAUGUAACGCUGUUCUUCCUGUUCUUCAUGUCCCUCUACGGACUGUUGGGCGUUCAGUUCUUUGGCGAACUGAAGAAUCACUGUGUGAUGAACAAUACGGAGUAUGAUCUGCUGGGCAGACCAGUUUUGACCAUCAAUUCGCUGGCCAUACCGGACACCUUUUGCUCCAUGGAUCCGGACUCGGGGUAUCAGUGCUCGCCGGGUAUGCGGUGCAUGAAGAUGGACUUUCUCAGCAGCUAUGUAAUUGGAUUCAAUGGUUUCGAGGAUAUUGCCACGAGUAUCUUUACGGUGUACCAGGCGGCCUCGCAGGAGGGCUGGGUGUUCAUCAUGUACCGGGCCAUAGACUCACUGCCAGCCUGGCGGGCAGCCUUUUACUUUAGCACAAUGAUCUUCUUCCUGGCGUGGCUGGUGAAAAAUGUGUUCAUAGCUGUCAUCACGGAGACCUUCAACGAGAUACGCGUACAGUUCCAGCAGAUGUGGGGCGCACGCGGUCACAUCCAGAAGACGGCCGCCUCCCAGAUACUGAGCGGCAACGAUUCCGGCUGGCGGCUGGUCACCAUCGAUGACAACAAGCACGGCGGACUGGCGCCAGAGACGUGCCAUGCUAUACUCCGAUCCCCGUACUUCCGGAUGCUGGUGAUGACUGUGAUCCUGGCCAAUGGCAUUGUGACGGCCACCAUGACGUUCAAGCACGAUGGCCGGCCACGUUCGGUGUUCUACGAGCGCUACUACUACAUCGAGCUGGUGUUCACGUGCCUGCUCGACCUGGAGACCCUCUUCAAGAUCUACUGCCUUGGCUGGCGGGGCUACUACAAGCAUUCGAUACACAAAUUCGAACUGCUUUUGGCGGCGGGCACCACCCUGCACAUUGUGCCCAUGUUCUAUCCGUCCGGGCUGACAUACUUCCAGGUGCUGCGGGUGGUGCGACUGAUCAAGGCCUCACCGAUGCUGGAGGGCUUCGUCUACAAGAUCUUUGGGCCGGGCAAGAAGCUCGGAUCGUUGAUUAUCUUCACCAUGUGCCUGCUGAUCAUCAGCUCCAGCAUUUCGAUGCAGUUGUUUUGCUUCCUGUGCGACUUCACCAAGUUCGAGUCGUUCCCGGAGGCGUUCAUGAGCAUGUUCCAGAUCCUCACCCAGGAGGCCUGGGUGGAGGUAAUGGACGAGACAAUGAUACGCACCAGCAAGACCCUCACACCGCUGGUCGCGGUCUACUUCAUACUCUACCAUCUGUUUGUCACCCUCAUUGUGCUCAGUCUGUUCGUGGCGGUCAUUUUGGAUAACUUGGAGCUGGACGAGGACAUCAAGAAGCUGAAGCAGCUCAAAUUUCGCGAACAAAGCGCCGAGAUCAAGGAGACCCUACCCUUCCGUCUGCGCAUAUUCGAGAAGUUCCCGGACUCCCCACAGAUGACGAUACUACAUCGCAUACCCAACGAUUUUAUGCUGCCCAAGGUACGUGAGAGCUUCAUGAAGCACUUUGUGAUCGAGCUGGAGACGGAGGAUCCCUCCCUGGUGGAGAACUGCAAGCGACCCAUGUCCGAGUGCUGGGAAUCGAAUGUUGUCUUUCGCAAGCAAAAGCCUGUGCGGAUUAUGAACAAGACAGCGAAGGUAAGGGCUGCCGGCAGCAGUCUCCGCAAGCUGGCCAUCACGCACAUCAUCAAUGACAGCAAUAAUCAACGUUUAAUGCUGGGCGACUCGGCCAUGUUACCUGUGGUGGGGACCAAGGGCGGCGGUGGCCUCAAAUCGCAGGGCACCAUCACCCACUCGAAGCCGUGGCGCGUCGAUCAAAAAAAGUUCGGCUCUCGUUCCAUUCGUCGCAGCGUUCGCUCGGGCUCCAUCAAGCUGAAGCAGACGUACGAGCAUCUGAUGGAGAACGGGGAUAUUGCGGCCGCCCCGAGGGCGAAUUCGGGUCGGGCCAGGCCCCACGAUCUGGACAUUAAGCUGCUGCAGGCGAAGCGCCAGCAGGCAGAGAUGCGACGCAAUCAGCGGGAGGAGGAUCUAAGAGAGAAUCAUCCGUUCUUUGAUACGCCGCUGUUUCUGGUGCCGCGGGAGAGUCGCUUCCGAAAGAUAUGCCAGAGGAUUGUCCAUGCCCGCUACGAUGCCAGGCUAAAGGAUCCGCUGACGGGCAAGGAGCGCAAGGUCCAGUACAAGAGUUUGCACAACUUUCUGGGCCUGGUCACGUACCUGGACUGGGUGAUGAUAUUCGCCACGACGCUCUCCUGCAUCUCGAUGAUGUUCGAGACGCCCAACUAUCGGGUAAUGGAUCAUCCGACGCUGCAGAUAGCCGAGUAUGGCUUCGUGAUCUUCAUGAGUCUUGAGCUGGCCCUCAAGAUACUCGCCGACGGUCUGUUCUUUACGCCCAAGGCGUACAUCAAGGAUGUGGCAGCGGCCCUCGAUGUGUUCAUCUAUGUGGUAUCCACAUCGUUUCUGUGCUGGAUGCCACUCAACAUACCCACCAAUUCGGCAGCACAGCUCCUCAUGAUCCUGCGCUGUGUGCGUCCCCUGCGGAUCUUCACCCUGGUGCCGCACAUGCGCAAGGUCGUCUACGAGCUGUGCCGCGGCUUCAAGGAGAUCCUCUUGGUAUCCACGCUCCUCAUACUCCUCAUGUUCAUCUUUGCCAGUUAUGGGGUACAGCUCUAUGGCGGACGGCUGGCCCGUUGCAACGAUCCCACUAUCCCAAGGCGAGAGGAUUGCGUUGGCGUCUUUAUGCGCAGGGUUUUUGUGACGAAAAUGAAGCUGACACCGGGUCCCGACGAGUCCUAUCCGGCCAUGCUGGUGCCGCGGGUGUGGGCCAAUCCCCGGCGCUUCAAUUUCGACAAUAUCGGGGACGCCAUGCUGACGCUGUUCGAGGUUCUAUCCUUCAAGGGCUGGCUGGACGUGCGCGAUGUUCUCAUCAAGGCUGUGGGUCCGGUCCAUGCCGUCUAUAUCCACAUCUACAUCUUCUUGGGCUGCAUGAUCGGCCUCACCCUGUUCGUGGGCGUGGUCAUUGCCAAUUAUUCGGAGAACAAAGGCACCGCCCUGCUCACCGUCGACCAGCGACGAUGGUGUGACCUCAAGAAGCGACUGAAGAUUGCCCAGCCGUUGCACUUGCCGCCGCGACCCGAUGGACGCAAGAUCCGUGCCUUCACCUACGACAUCACGCAGCACAUCAUCUUCAAGCGGGUGAUCGCUGUGGUGGUGCUGAUCAACAGCAUGCUGCUCUCCAUAACGUGGAUCAAGGGCGAGGUGCAUACGGAACGCCUGGUGAUCGUCAGUGCGGUCCUGACCUUUGUCUUUGUGGUUGAGGUGGUGAUGAAGAACAUUGCCUUUACACCGCGCGGCUAUUGGCAAUCUAGGCGCAAUCGAUAUGAUCUACUCGUCACCGUUGCCGGCGUCAUUUGGAUUAUAUUACAGACGAUAUUGAGGAACGAUCUGUCGUACUUCUUUGGCUUCAUGGUGGUCAUCCUGCGCUUCUUCACCAUCACCGGCAAGCACACCACACUGAAGAUGCUCAUGUUGACCGUGGGCGUGUCUGUAUGCAAGUCCUUCUUCAUUAUUUUUGGCAUGUUUCUGCUGGUAUUCUUCUAUGCGCUGGCCGGGACCAUACUCUUUGGCACCGUGAAGUACGGCGAGGGCAUUGGAAGGCGGGCAAAUUUCGGUUCACCUGUGACCGGGGUGGCCAUGCUCUUUCGGAUUGUCACUGGCGAGGAUUGGAACAAAAUCAUGCACGACUGUAUGGUCCAGCCGCCGUACUGUACUCUGGGUAACAACUAUUGGGAGACGGAUUGUGGCAAUUUUACGGCCAGUCUGAUAUACUUUUGCACCUUCUACGUGAUCAUUACGUACAUUGUGCUCAAUCUUUUAGUGGCUAUUAUCAUGGAGAACUUUUCGCUGUUCUACUCGAAUGAAGAGGACGCAUUGCUCUCGUAUGCGGAUAUACGCAAUUUUCAGAACACCUGGAACAUUGUCGACAUUCACCAGCGGGGCGUGAUACCCGUGCGGCGCGUGAAGUUCAUACUGCGCCUGCUCAAGGGUCGACUCGAGUGCGAUCCGCAAAAGGAUCGCCUGCUGUUCAAGUAUAUGUGCUAUGAGCUGGACAAGCUGCACAAUGGCGAGGAUGUCACCUUCCACGAUGUCAUCAACAUGCUGAGUUAUCGCUCGGUGGACAUACGCAAGGCUCUGCAGCUGGAGGAGCUGUUGGCGCGCGAGGAGUUCGAGUACCUGGUGGAGGAGGAGGUGGCCAAAAUGACCAUACGCACCUGGCUGGAGGGUUGCCUCAAAAAGAUACGAGCCCAAAAUGCCAGCAAGCAGCAAAACUCGUUGAUUGCUGGACUGAGGGCCACCAAUGAGCAGCCCGUGAUGCGGCCGAAUGUACAGGAGGAUAAGGCGCCCAUUGGGACGGCGGAUAAGCCGGCCAUCAGCACAAUAAGCGGAGCAGUGGCGGGCACGUGUCCGCCGACCAGCGAUGCCUUCUCGCCGACCUUCAGCUCGACGGAGAAUGAGGAGAAGGAUGCCAGCAGCAGUGCCGUGGCACUGCCCCACUCGGAGCCGAUUCCCGUUGUGGCCACGGUGGCGACAGCCCCGUCGGCAGCCCGUCACGUGAUGUCGGUGGGCAAGCGGGCCUAUGCCCUCAAUCGUUCCGACUCAACGGGCAGUUCGGCGGGUCGCAAGUUCCUGGCACCCACCUCCAGUGAUCCGCAGCAGCGCUCAACGCUGAGCGACAAGGAGCGGCUGCAUAUCAGCAGCCAGCAGCGGAAGAAGAACUCGAUGACCACACUGCCGCAUGCUGGACAGCUGGGGCAGCUGGGCAAGCAACGGGGAGGGGUGAGCAGCGACUCGGCCAGCAAGUCGGCCAGCUUCUUUGCUCAGCUGAAUAGCGAGAUUGGCCAGUUCCACUAUCCGACAAUAAACGCUGCCGCCGCCUACGGCCAUGGCCUGGAUCAGCACCAUCAUCUUCACCAUCAUCAGCAGCAGCAGCAGCAUCAGCAUUCGCAUCAGCAUCAGCAUCAGCAUCACGGGGGUGGUGCCGGUGCCAUCGGCAGUCCCUCGGCGAUGAUGAGCCAAAUGAUCGGUGGCAGUGGGAAGCUGUUGCCAUUCAACAAUCAGGCGAAUGCCGUCUACGAGGUGCACGACUGGUGGCAGGAGCAGGUACUCUGCACCCAGACCAGCGACGACGAGAUCUAGCCAAACGACGAGAUCGAUCUGGAUGUGGAUGUAGAUCUGGAUCUGGAUCUGGAUCUUGAUCAGAGCUGGAUUAGAUCGUGUAGUCCAAUCGGAGCCUAUUAACAUUAUAAACUAGUGGCCUAGAGUUUUAUAUAUAUAAAAAAAAUGCCUAAGUGUGUAAUGCAAAAUGUACAUGUAUCCGAGGCCUGAGAACGGUUAACACUUACCAUAAUUACGAUAAUAGCUAUAGCGAUAUAGAGGAUAUAUGAUAUAUAUAAAUGAUAUAUGAGAUAUGGGAAGAUAUAGCGGGUUAGAUAGAGAGAGAGACACAUAGGCGGACAAAAACCACAAUUAGUUUCUAUGUUCUGUUGUUGUUUGUGCGCUAGAUGGAUCAGAUCAGUCUUUGUUAUAGCUUAAAUAUAUACAAAGAGAUACUA